Molecule: messenger RNA, 618 nt
Organism: Staurois parvus
Lineage: Eukaryota; Metazoa; Chordata; Amphibia; Anura; Ranidae
Source: the annotation of a GenBank genome assembly
AUGCUCCUUAUAGUGGUGGCCAGUGGGAAAAAAUUCUCCUUACAUUAAUGGUCAGUGGAAAGAAUGUCCCUUACAUCGGUGGUCAGUAGGAAAAAUUCUUACAUUGGUCAUCAGGAAAGGAUGCCCCUUACAUUGGUGGUCAGUAGGAAGAAUGCUACUACAUUGGUGGUCAGUGGGAAGAAUGCUACUACAUUGGUGGUCAGUGGGAAGAAUGUCCCUUACAUUGGUGAUCAGUGGGAAGAAUGCGUCUUACAUUGGGGAUCAGUGGGAAGAAUGCCCCUUACAUUGGGGAUCAGUGGGAAGAAUGCCCCUUACAUUGGGGAUCAGUGGGAAGAAUGCCCCUUACUUUGGGGGGGUCCCCUUAGUCAGGGGAAGAAUGCCCCUUACUUUGGGGGGUCAGUGGGAAGAAUGCCCCUUACUUUGGGGGGGGUCAGUGGGAAGAAUGCCAAUUACAUUGGUGGUCAUUGGGAAGAAAGCCCCUUACUUUGGGGGUCUGGGACAAAUGCUCCUUACAAUGGCGGUCAUUGGGAAGAAUGCCCCUUACAUUGGUGCUCAGUUGGAAGAUUGCUUCUUACUUUGGGGGUCAGUGGGAUGAAUGCCCGCCUUACAGACAGCUAA